Molecule: messenger RNA, 1627 nt
Organism: Alligator sinensis (Chinese alligator)
Lineage: Eukaryota; Metazoa; Chordata; Crocodylia; Alligatoridae
Gene: IL7R
Product: interleukin 7 receptor
Exons: 8
Coding region: 1-1395 (464 amino acids)
Biological process (GO): positive regulation of receptor signaling pathway via JAK-STAT; hemopoiesis; cytokine-mediated signaling pathway
Cellular component (GO): membrane; external side of plasma membrane
Molecular function (GO): cytokine receptor activity; protein binding
Source: RefSeq, a predicted model, not a curated record
AUGCUCAGGAUGACACGGACAAGUGCAGCAUUUAGUAUUUUACUCUUUUUACUUCAUACUGCUUCUGGAGAGAGUUGUUGUACCUCGGCAGAUGGGGAUGGGACCUUUGGAGAUGACGAACUAGACAACCCUGAGAUUGAUUGUUUCAGCCAGCUGGAAAUUGUCUCUUCCCUUCAUGCCUUAAUUUGCAGCUUUUCAGAGCCAAGUCUUAAUAACACUAACUUUCAAAUUGUUUCAUGUGUCAGUGAAGAAAGAAUAGAGAAGUGUUCACAAAUGAAGAAGCAGGAAAGCACAUAUUCUUUGGAGUUUUCCCAAAUCCUCCUGCCUAGACGUGUUUGUGUCAUCCUCGAGUCAAAAAGAAAGUACUGCAGUAGUCUGAAAGUAAUCAGUAUUGUAAAACCUGAGAAACCAUUUAAUGUAACAAUCACAUUCCAAGAGGCUGCAAAUGAGUAUCUUAUUCAAUAUAAGACUCCACAUUCAACAAAGAGAUAUCUAAGUGGUAAAUUAAUACACCAAAUAUCCUAUCGGUGGCAAAAAGGGAGUUGGAGUACCAUAGAGUCUCAGUAUCUUCAGAUAAAAUUACUGGGGAGAAACCUUGAAAUGGGUGCAGUGUAUGAACUGAAAGUGCGCUCAAAGCCCAAUGGAAAUUUUUUCAAUGGCACAUGGAGUGACUGGAGCACCUCUGAAUUCUUCACCACGGAGAUGAAACCUCCCCUGGAGAAAAACAGCGACAUGAUAAUGGUUACCCUGUGCACUGUGGGCUUCAUCUUUUCAGUCAUUGUGAUUGUUCUGAUCCUAACAUUUUGGAAAAACAGAAUCAAGCCCCUUGUAUGGCCAAAUCUUCCCGACCACAAGAAAACCUUGGAACAGCUGUGCAAAAAGCCAAAAAAUCAAUUUGAUACCAGCUUUAACCCUGAAAGUUUUGGAUAUGUCCAUAUCCAUAAAGUUGACGACAUUCAAGCCAAAACAGAAACAGAAUGUUUCCUGCAGCCAUCAACUCCUCCAGAAGCAGAUGUUUCUGAAAAGGUUAAGAGUGGAUCAGAGCUGAAGAGCAGCCCCAUUGGAACAGGUACAUGUAACCUAAAGCUGCUGUUCACUUAUGGAGGAAUCUGGCCACCUGAUGCUUUGAAUGGGUGCUCAUGUCCAACUCUGCUUCCCAAUGGUGUUGGAUUCAGCAAUGCCAUCACAUAUCCAGAGGGCAGCAGCUCGGGCAAGCAAUGGCGUAAUGAUGAUGUCAGGACCCACUCCAGUUCUGCAAUGGAUGCCAUUGCUCAGCACAGGUCAGGACACCUAAAUAUGAGCAUAGCAUCCCAGACACAGCCCAAUAAUGAAAUUAGGUCAUCAAAUAAAGAAGAAGCCUAUGUCACAAUGUCCAGCUUCUACAAAAAUCAGUAAACCAUGAAAAAUAUAGCAACAUAAGAUAUGAUGUCAUACAGCAGACUAAGGAACCUUUUUGUUUGGGUCUCCUACCUCUGGAUGAUUGUCUCAGUAAACAACAAAACUCAAUAAUGCACCCAUCUUGUGCAAUGCUAGACUCAUUAGACAGUGGACAUUUUUAGGAGUCCAUGAUUAAUUAAUGUCUCAAUCAAACCAUUGAUGAUCUGUAGUAAAUCUAUUGUAGCAAAAA